AUGGUUCAGCAGGGACAGAUUGACCAUCUCUUGCAGGAGUCCGGGGAGAUCCCGCCUCCGCCCCACGUCGUCGAGCAGGCCACGAUGUCCGACUACGACGGCGUGUACGCCCGAUCCAUCGCAGACCCCGAGGGGUUCUGGGCCGAGGCCGCCGAGGAAUUGCACUGGUUCCGCAAGUGGGAUGACGUCUUCCAGUGGGACUAUCCCAACUUCCGCUGGUUCGUGGGCGGGCAGACCAACAUCGCGUACAACGCGCUGGAUCGCCACCUCAACACCGAGCGGCGUAACAAGGCGGCCCUGAUCUGGCUGGGCGAGGACGGCACCGAGCAGGUCUAUACCUACGCCCGCCUGGCGCAGCAGGUCAACCGCUUCGCCAACGGGCUGAAGUCCCUGGGCGUCGGCAAGGGCGACCGCGUCGUCAUCUACAUGCCGCUGACGCCGGAGGGCGCGAUCAGCAUGCUGGCCUGCGCCCGCAUCGGCGCCAUCCACAGCGUCGUCUACGCCGGCUUCAGCGUGGGCUCCUUGCGCGACCGCAUCCAGGACGCCGAUGCCAAGGCGCUGAUCACCGGCGACUACGGCUACCGCCGGGGCAACCGCGUCGACCUCAAGGGCAUCGCCGACGAGGCUGUAGUCGGCUGCGACCGCCUGGAGCACGUCAUCGUGUUCCGCCGCGAGCUGGCCCGCGAGGACCUGCGCGACGGCGAGACCGACUUCGACGAGCUGAUGGCCAACAACUCCAUCGACUGUCCCGCCGAGGUGAUGGACGCCGAGGACCCGCUUUACAUCCUCUACACCAGCGGCACCACCGGGACGCCCAAGGGCGUGGUCCACGUCCACGGCGGGUACAUGGUCGGCACCCACUACCACUUCAAGAACUUCUGGGACGUCAAGGACAAGGACGUCUUCUGGUGCAUGUCCGACAUCGGCUGGGUCGUCGGCCAUAGCUACAUCGUCUACGCGCCGCUGGUCGCCGGCGCCACCACCGUGUUCCGCGAGGGCGCGCCCGACUUCCCCCACAACGCCAUCUUCUACGAGGAGCCGGCCAGCCGCUACAACCUGCGCUCCCUGCGCUUCCUGACCUGCGCCGGCGAGCCGCUGAACCCCGAAGCCUUGCGCUGGGCCUACGAGCACAUCUGCGGCAGCGGCGAGUGGGCACACAUGGUCGACAACUGGUGGCAGACCGAGACCGGCGGCCCCUGCCUGGGCACCACCGCCACCAUGACCACCCGCCCCGGUCGCGUCGGCAAACCCCUGCCCGGCGCGGUGAUGGACAUCGUGGACCGGGAGGGGGAGCCCAUCGAGGAGCCGGACAAGGGCGGGUUCCUGGUGAUCCGUCGGCCGUUCCCGCACUUCUCUCGCACGGUGUGGGGCAACCCUGAUCGCUUCGCUGACACCUGGAACCAGAUCCCCGGCGUGUACUCCUCGGGCGACGUGGCCCUGCGCGACGCCGACGGCUACUACAUGGUGGUGGGCCGCGCCGACGACGUGCUGAACGUGGCGGGCCAUCGCAUCGGCUCCGCCGAGGUGGAGUCCGCCCUGGUGUCGCAUCCGGAAGUGGCGGAGGCGGCGGUCAUCGGCAAGCCCGACGAGCUGCGCGGCGAGGUCAUCAAGGGCUUCGUCACCCUGCGCAUGGGCAGCGAAGGCUCCGACCGCAUGGUCAAUGACCUCCAACUCCACGUGCGCCGCGAGCUGGGCCCCAUCGCCGUUCCCUCGGAGAUCGAGUUCACGCCCACGCUGCCCAAGACCCGCUCCGGCAAGAUCAUGCGCCGCCUGCUGAAGGCGCAGGAGCUGGGGCUGGAUCCGGGGGACAUAACGACGCUGGAGGAUUAG
Messenger RNA from Geodia barretti, 1830 nucleotides. Lineage: Eukaryota; Metazoa; Porifera; Demospongiae; Tetractinellida; Geodiidae. The record is from the annotation of a GenBank genome assembly.